Messenger RNA from Lasiosphaeria miniovina, 1002 nucleotides. RefSeq names its product Brix domain-containing protein. The record is from RefSeq and is a predicted model, not a curated record. Gene Ontology annotation, molecular function: rRNA binding. The coding region runs from base 1 to 1002 and encodes 333 amino acids. Lineage: Eukaryota; Fungi; Ascomycota; Sordariomycetes; Sordariales; Lasiosphaeriaceae. Gene Ontology annotation, biological process: maturation of LSU-rRNA from tricistronic rRNA transcript (SSU-rRNA, 5.8S rRNA, LSU-rRNA); ribosomal large subunit assembly. The transcript has 4 exons. Gene Ontology annotation, cellular component: nucleolus.
AUGCUGAGACAAAUUAAACCCCGGACGGCGCGGUCCAAGAGAGUGCUCGAGAAGCGGGCGCCCAAGGCUGUCGAGAACCCAAAGAACGCCCUGUUUCUUCGCGGGACAACAUGCAGCCAAGUUACCCAAGAUGCCCUUGCGGACCUCUUCGCCCUGCGCCAGUUGCACGGCAAGCGCUUCCACAAGAAGAACGCAGUGCACCCCUUCGACGACGCCAGCUCGCUCUGCUUCUUCUCGGAGAAGAACGACUGCAGCCUGCUGCUGUUUGGCAGCACCAGCAAGAAGCGGCCCCACACCAUCACCUUUGCCCGCACGUUUGACUACAAGAUGCUCGACAUGCUCGAGUUCAGCCUCGACGCCUCCACCUUUCGCAGCAUCAACCAGUUCAAGACUAAGAAGGUACCCGUGGGCACGCGGCCGCUGAUUGUGUUUGCGGGGACGGCCUUCGAGAGUCCUGUGCCCAACGAGUUCACCAUGGCCAAGUCGAUGUUGCUCGACUUCUUCCGCGGGGAGACGUCUGACAAGAUCGACGUCGAGGGGCUGCAGUACUGUGUGGUGGUGACCGCGGACGAGCCGACGACGACGGCGGCCGACGACCCGGCGUCCAAGCCGGUGCUGCAUCUGCGCGUGUACCAGAUCCGCACCAAGCGGUCGGGCCAGAAGCUGCCGCGCGUCGAGGUGGAGGAGCAGGGCCCCCGCAUGGACUUCCGGCUGGGCCGCAUGCAGGCGCCCGACGAGGGCAUGCUCAAGGAGGCCAUGCGCCGCGCCAAGACCUCCGAUGAGCGCACCAAGAAGAACAUCUCGACCAACACCAUCGGCGACAAGAUCGGCCGCAUCCAUCUGGGCAAGCUCGACCUGAGCGAGCUGCAGACAAGGAAGAUGAAGGGCCUAAAGCGGGAGAGGGAUCCCCAUCUCCUCGACGAUGAUAGUGACGGUGGAGACAGCGCCGCCCACCCGGCUCCUAGUAAAAAGGUCGAGAAGACAAAGCGGAAGAAGAUUUAG